This is a messenger RNA of Fraxinus pennsylvanica, 1746 nucleotides long. Lineage: Eukaryota; Viridiplantae; Streptophyta; Magnoliopsida; Lamiales; Oleaceae. The record is from the annotation of a GenBank genome assembly.
AUGAAAUCCGGGACGGAAUCCCAAUUCGGCGCUGGUGGAAAAAUAGUAACUAACCGCCGAAAGAAGCGGCUCGCCGUCACACCCUACGACCGGCCGUCGCCUCCUCCUCCUCCCCGUGCCAGAAGCCCUAAUUGGUUUUCUGGCGUAAUUAUACCAUCUGCACGUGCAAUUGCUUCCGGUGCUGGGAAAAUCAUUUCUUCUGUGCUCUAUUCUGAUUACUCUUCAUCUGAAGAAGAAGAAGAUGAUGAUGAUCUGUCCGAUUUUGAAGAUGAUGUUGAGAAUGACAAUGAUUACAGUGUCCCUUCUGAUGGUAUUAAUGAAUUGAACAAGGGGACUUUGUCGGAAGUGAUAGAAUCCAGACGGGGGUCUCAUUCUAGAUUGAGGAAGAGUGAAACCAAAUAUAUAAUUGAACAGCUAAUUUUGCAGGAGAUGUUCUCAAGGGAAGAGUGUGAUAGGUUGACGAAAAUGAUCAACUCUCGUGUUGUGGAUUAUUCCACAGUGGAAGCUGGGCAGACAAGUCUACUCACUGUGUCUCCUGGGGAAACAGUUGGCAAUGAAAAUAUUAAUUUCUUCAAUAAAACUGCUAUGGAAGCAAAAAGGUGGCUUGAAGAGAAGAAAGUGGGAUCAAGCCCAGUAUCUGACUUGGCCUAUGGAACCUGUGGGUUCAACUCCAUUGUGCUAGAAAAUAUAGGAAGUGAAGUUGGUUCUCCUGUGGAUGUGGCCAAAUCCUACAUGAAGGUCCGUCCACCUUGGAUCUCUCCCUCCAAACAAAUUGAAGUAAGAACCCCAUCAACAAUGACAAUGGAGCCUUUUAAGGAAGGAACACAAUAUUCUGUCGGCAAUGACUCUUUGUCUUCAUUGAAGAAACGGAAUUCCCUUGCCUCUGGAUCAUGGAAUAUCCAGGAAGAAUUACGAAAAGUGCGUUCAAAGGCAACAGAAGAUAUGCUACGCUCUCUAUCCUCUAAAAUUGAUCUGUCACUUUCCCCUAAAAGUAGUCUCGAGUACUUGAGAACUGAUAUAGCAGCAGCUAAUGUGUUGGAGAACAAGAGUGAGCUGAAUUCUUCCACAUUAACUAAGUCAACAGAUGCACCUCCAAACCCGGAUGCAGGAGUCAGAUCUAAUCCUGGCCUGUCAGCUUUGGAUUCAAGGCAAGAUGGUGGGGCAAAGAAAACAUUUCCAUCCAAGUCAACUACUUUUGUAACUGGAAACAAUGAGGAUUCAGAAGCUAUUUUGAUUGACGGUGAAUGCACUGCCUCCAAGCCUCCUCACCCUACCAGUCCCAAUGAUGUUGCAGAGCAUCAUGAUGAUCCACAUUCAAGUGAUGUAAAUGGUACCGUGGAAAAUAGGGAGACUGAAUUUGGCAGAUUAUCAAGUUCAGAUGGUUAUCCAUCAUCACAAACCAGUUUGUCUGCACGAGUAGGUGCAGGAGAAAAUGAUGGGCCAUCUGAUGAGGGAAACCAUAAUAACACCGUAAGCCAGAAGAAUUCGACUAAUACGUUUCCUGUGGAAGAUAAAUGCGAGCUUCUCAGUGAAACAUAUAUAGAAGUCCCAGUUUUAACUGAUUUAAACAGUGUUAAAACUGGCUCUCAGAAUAGUUUUAGCAUGCAACCCGAAGAAUUUUCACCAGAACUGACUCAACCAGCAAAGAAACAAGAGUUGGCAGAGAAGGUCGAUGGUUUGGCUGGGAAGCCCCAAGGAAAAAGAUUGGUCAAAUCUAAUCGGAGGGGCAGAGGAAGAGGUAAAUGA